Messenger RNA from Exaiptasia diaphana, 1383 nucleotides. Its product is annotated as delta-type opioid receptor-like. The coding region runs from base 1 to 1098 and encodes 365 amino acids. Lineage: Eukaryota; Metazoa; Cnidaria; Anthozoa; Actiniaria; Aiptasiidae. Gene Ontology annotation, molecular function: G protein-coupled receptor activity. The transcript is spliced from 2 exons. The record is from RefSeq and is a predicted model, not a curated record. Gene Ontology annotation, biological process: G protein-coupled receptor signaling pathway. Gene Ontology annotation, cellular component: membrane.
AUGAAUAAGGCUUCGGUUUUGUGGUUCUUGAUCUACCUUUCUCUUUUCUUUCAUUCAAGUUAUGAAAGMAACAACACAGGAACGAAUUCUACUKAUCCAAAUCCAAAAAACGAUGCCGCGUCCCGAGUUASCAASGAAAUUAGCUUAGCAUUCUGGGUAAUUGUUGGCACAGUAGCUGCACUUUGUAACAUUCUCAUCAUCCAUGUCAUCAGAGUCAACUCGCACAUGCACACGAACACCAACUACCUCAUUCUCAAUAUGGCGGUUGGUGACAUACUCGUAACAAUUUCCAGCGCCUCGGGCUCAUUGUAUUCACUGUUUAAGGGAUCUGAAUGGGAGCCUGACCAGUAUUUGAUUGGAUAUACCUUUUGCAAAGCAGUUUAUUCUGUGUAUCAUAUCUCGAUGCUCUGCUCCAUAUUCAGUCUUGUUGUGAUCACCAUUGAUCGAUUCCUGGCUGUCACACGUCCUCUUAAGUACAAGUGCUACUCUUCCUGGACAAAGUACGGUAUAAUUGCAAUUUGGUUGGCAUCCCUGACAAUACCAAUCAACUACACAGUGAAACGAAUCAAGUUUGAAAAGGAAACGGGAAAGUUUCAUUGCAAAGCACAGCCAUCUCAUUUCGAUGCAAUGAUGAUUUUUAGCCUCGGAUUUGUUAUUCCACACAUUGUCAUUGUCAUUCUUUACAUGGUUGUCGCAUACAAGCUCUGUAGAAGAAAAGUUCCUGGUGAGCAUGCUCGAGAAGUGAAUUCCCAGACCGCUUCCCACGAAGUCGCCAAGAAAGUCACUUAUAUGAUCAUUUGCAUAAUAGCUGCUUUUGAGGUGUCAUGGUGCCCAAUUUUCCUCGGUUACAUUUUCCCGUUUUUGGCCCAGGAUGAAGCCUUUUCAUCUCAAGAAUCAAUAGAUGCCAAACAGUAUGACAUUGUUGUCUUGUAUAAAAUUCUAAUGAUUUUCAAUGGCAUUUUCAAUGCGUUGAUCUUUGCGAUUUUUAACGAAAGAUUUCGGCAAGCAUUCAAGGCGACCUUGUCUUGCACAUCUUGUUUUWCGGCCCUGCGAAACAUUAGGCAAGAUAGAGUAGUCAGUGAUAAUAYCGCCCCAUAAAAUCGUGUUUUUGGCAGUGCUCUAAAGUAGCAGUAAUCCCCUCAUACGGUGUUUGUAAAUAUCUUAUUAGCAUGGACACCUGGGGCAGUUUGUACAAAGGGCGAAUAGCGUCAUCAAGCGGAUAAAACAUUCUCCAGCGGAUAAAAUCCAUACAAAAUCUAUGGAUUCUUGUCCAUAGCUUAAUCCACCCUUCAUUUAUUCGCCCCCUUGUAGAAAAGAACACAAUGGAAAUAAUUAAAAAACCUUCAUGUUGUGUUCAUUUUUUCUUGUUUUCUCGUGUUAAUU